Botrytis porri is the source of this 636-nucleotide messenger RNA. RefSeq lists its product as uncharacterized. Bases 1 to 636 code for a protein of 211 amino acids. The transcript has 2 exons. NCBI's taxonomy places the organism in Eukaryota, Fungi, Ascomycota, Leotiomycetes, Helotiales, Sclerotiniaceae. Gene Ontology annotation, molecular function: structural constituent of ribosome. The record is from RefSeq and is a predicted model, not a curated record. Gene Ontology annotation, cellular component: mitochondrial large ribosomal subunit.
AUGAUUUGUUCACGCUGUCUAACCCGUCGGUCCCUCCCUCUGACCCAACAAACCCGUCUCUUCUCCUACACCCCCCUCUUGAGCUCCACCCCCUCCUCUCCUCGCACCACCGGCCCUCCAACCGCAACCUCCACCGGCGCAGCCCAACCUUUCUCAACCCCUCUCCCCCCCUCCCCCGCCGCCCAAGGAAUCUCCUCCCAUCCUUCCCCUACCAAAAAACCAACUCCCCUACCUACAUCCAGCAUUCCCGCGGGCACCAUCCUCCAAGGCCUCAAUUUCCUCAAAGGAAGAGAUGAUCCCGUCGCGUUAAAAGAAGAGGAAUAUCCAGAAUGGUUAUGGCACUGUUUAGACGAGAAGAAAGCUGCUGAUGGGGGUGCCGCGGCGGGAGGCGAUGAGUUCUCAAAAUCUAAAAAACUCCGUCGUGCCGCCGCCAAAGCCCGCAGGAAGGCAGAAGAACGCGCGCUCCUCUCAGGUGACACCUCUCUCCUCGAAGUAAAGGUUCCUCUGCAGCAACAAUCGGUCGAUUUGUCCAGUGAAGGCGAAGCCGCACUAGAACAACGAGGAGAUUUGGUAAAGGCGAUGAGGAAAGAGCGUCGCGCGAAGAUCAAGGAGGGUAAUUACUUGAAGGGAAUGUAA